GCUUUGUUUAUGAAUUUUUCUCUGUAAGUUCUCGGUAGGUGAAAAAACCCACAAUCGUCUCGUGGAUUCCCCGAGCGACGAAUUAAAAUAAUUAAAAAGAAGUGCAAGAAGACGAAUUGGCUUAAUUAGAAUUCCGGCGAAGAUUCGCAGGGAUUUCUCAGGAUUAAAUGUUUCGGUGGUUAGAGAAAAGCUGCCGUCGACCGAACGGAAGGAUAAAUUAUGUGAGGAAAUCCCCUGGACGACUCCCACGCACCGACGAAGACUUUUAUAAAAGCCGACAGAUUUCCACUGAAUUCCAUACAUAUUUCGCGUUGCGCGUACACUCAUCUAUUAUAAUAACUGCAGUGCGGAGGUACGAAGAAAAGUGCAGGCGUUUUGACGCACUUCGGUGGGAUUCGAUUCGAAGUUUUCGGAUACGUUUCCGCGUAUCAUUUCCACUCCGCUCGCGACGAAACGUAUAAUUAACUAUUAUAAGCUGGUACACAACAUAGUAAGUCACUUAGUGUUUGCGUUGAGACGUCUCUCUAUAAAAGCGGCGGCCGGUGCCGACAACAACAACAAUACAAGAGCAGAUAUCGAAUCGCGAUGUCGUUCCAAGCCUUCUCCUUCACUGUCGCUCUGAUUUCAGCGCUGGCGAUCGCUCAAGGAGCUCGUGAAGUCAAGGAGAUAGUUUGCGUGCCGAUCACCAAAUGCCCUACGUACAUGAAGAUCCUGGAGAAUAAGCCGGUCAAGUUGGAGGUGUAUCAGCACAUCAAAUCCGCGGGUUGCGGCUUCGACGGUUUAAUCCAGAAGGUCUGGUGCCCCAACAUCGGGAUGAAAUCUCCAAUUGAGAAAGAGAAGCCGGACACUGUACCGAACAGGAGUCUUUUACCGAAAGACGAGUGCGGAAAGCAGGUGGCGGAUCGCAUCUUCGGUGGCACUAAAACCGAUUUGGAUGAGUUCCCUUGGUUGGCCCUCAUUCAGUAUCCGGAUAGAUCGACCGGAGGUUUGAUUGGAAGAUGCGGAGGUGCCUUGAUCACAGAUCGUUACGUCCUGACGGCUGCACAUUGCGUCACCUAUGGAAACAAACCGGUACAAGUUGUGCUGGGAGAGUACGAUAUUAACAAUAGCACGGAUUGCGUGGACAACGAGUGCGCGCCGGAUCCUAUAAUCGCCGGUGUCGAGAAGAUCGUGGUCCAUCCCGAAUGGUUGGUCAAAGAAAGGCCCUUCUUCCACGAUAUAGCCAUCAUCAGGUUGAAUAGAACUGUUAAAUUCAACGAUUUCGUGAGACCCAUCUGUUUGCCGCAGCAGGAUCGUCAGAUAAUGGCCGAUGAACCGUAUCAGGUUGCGGGUUGGGGACAGACGGAGACAGGCGUGAGAAGCAGCAUAAAACUGAAGGUAACCCUGACGUCGACCACUCCGAAGGAAUGUAAGAGGUUGCUGAAACGAGAAGUCGGGCCCGGACAGAUCUGCGCGGGCGGUAAAACAAUCGAAGAUACAUGCAAAGGCGAUUCGGGUGGACCUCUGAUGGCCAUAGAGAAUGGUACAGCAAUCUGGACGGCCGUGGGUUUGGUCUCCUUGGGAACGACGUACUGCGGCGACGGUUCCAUGCCCGCCAUCUACACGUUCAUCCCAACUACCUCAACUGGAUCUUACAAAACCUCUUACCUUAGCCUAACCAUCUCUCCUAGUUUAUUAUUAUCAUUAUCAUCAUUAUUAUUACUAAGUAUUAUUUAUUGUUUUAGUUAA
This is a messenger RNA of Nicrophorus vespilloides, 1728 nucleotides long. RefSeq names its product serine protease easter-like. The record is from RefSeq and is a predicted model, not a curated record. NCBI's taxonomy places the organism in Eukaryota, Metazoa, Arthropoda, Insecta, Coleoptera, Silphidae. The transcript has 6 exons. Gene Ontology annotation, biological process: proteolysis. The coding region runs from base 586 to 1728 and encodes 380 amino acids. Gene Ontology annotation, molecular function: serine-type endopeptidase activity.